GACUAGGAUACAACCUAUUAUAUACAUGUUAUCCUAUUUUCUUUCCCUUCUUCUUUCUUUCGCUGUCCAUCAACUCGAAAUUGUACACGAGUAUCAACUACCUCAACCUCAAUUCCUCAUUACUCUAGCAAUGAGAGAGUAUCAUGGCUUCUCUUACCCUUAACAUCUUUCCUCAGGAUGUUCACACCCAAAUCAUUUUAGUGGGAGCACUUUUGUUGCUCCUCAUUGGCGGGGUAUUCAGCCUCAAUUCUCGUUCUCAAUCCGGCAAGAGCGAUCAAGAGAAUCCCAACGCCUUCACAUCUUUCCUUCGAUUCUUCUACGCUUCUUUCUUGAAACCACAUACUGGAGAUGGUACGGGAAAUGGCCAGCAAGAUGCCCUCGAAAGUUUUUACAAGGCACAGGCUGGUGUUUAUGAUGCGACUAGGAAGAGACUUCUUCGUGGGCGUGAAGAUAUGCUUGGACUAGUGGCUGCUCAGUUAGUCCACAAAGCCUCGAAAGAGCAAAAGAAUGAAUCCAAGCCUAUCUGGGUCGACGUAAGUACAUCAAAUAGUCUUCUGUUCUCUUGAAUCUGAACUGAAUCUCAAACUAUACAGAUUGGCGGAGGAACAGGAUGGAAUAUCGAAGCCAUGUCGCAAUUCGUCUCCGUUCCCGAUUUCUUUUCUAGCGUUUACUUGGUUGAUUUUUCACCAUCACUCUGUGAAGUAGCUCGAAAACGCUUUGCACGAUUGGGUUGGGAGAAUGUGAAAGUGAUCUGCCAGGAUGCUAGGACUUUCCGGCUCGAAGAUCAUGAAAACGACGUUUCUGAUCUAACAUCUUUUUUUCCAACAAAGUACCCGAACGACAAUACCAGCAGCGUUGGUGGUGCAGAUCUUGUGACGCUCUCGUAUAGUUUGUCUAUGAUUGUACUGUACCACAUUCAUUCUGUCCUGGCUAAAUGCUAACUCUCACAGCCUGACUUUUAUUCUGUCAUCGAUUCCAUCACCUCUCUACUUGCACCCUCUGGUACAAUUGGUGAGUCUUUUAUCUCUUAACGCUAAGGAGCAGCUGCUUACCAUAACAGGUGUCGUCGAUUUCUAUGUUCAAUCUAUCGUGUAAGUCGAAAGACCUCAAAGGAAAAUAUCUUUUUUUGGCAGUUUCUAGGCACGAGAUACUCUCUGUCUUCGAUGAUUUGCUCAUUUCCAUCGCUUCAACACUACGAGCAGAUUCAAACCUUGCUGACUUCGAUUUUCAAGGGAUUUGAGCUGUCGAAACUAUACUGGUGGGGCCCUUAAUAGACACGUCAAUGUAAGCAACUUACCUGUUUGGCCCUUCUGUUAGAAUUUGCGUAAGACUAUCACAAAAGCUGUCAGCAGCUCUUAUUCUUCCUAUUUGCUACCGUAACUCAAGGUGUUAAUCUAGACUGUCUGGAACAAUCAAUAUCACUUGUUCCAGAAGUCUCGAUUGAUGUUCUGGGUUGCGCUCAAAAUACUGUACAAGACAAGCAUCUCGGAAACUUAGGAUUGAUGGCUACUAAUUUGCCUCCAAUGGUUCUCCUGGUAUUUUAUAUCACAAUAUUUUAUUCUAACUUGUUGUAGUGGUUCGGUCGCUUAUUUUGGCGUGCAUGGUUUGAUGUCGAUCGUGUUGGUCUUGAAGCUAGUCGCAGAGAUUACCUUGAAUAUCGCUUUGGUACAGUCUUGAGCGCAGAUUCUCGCAACUAUCUUCUAGGUUCAAUUCCAUACUACGUAUGGCUAGGUUGUUCCAAACGCCCUUCUUCUACUCUCGGACUUCCCAAUUACCCUCAGGAAAUAGUCGAAAGACUCGAUGCUGCCGUUACAGAAUCUCCGUAUCUCUCACCAAUCAAUCAUACGAAGGCACUUUCCCGCGCCGUUGAGAACUCAACGCCACCUGAGAUUAGAUCAAAAGCAUUCGAUGCAGCAGUUGUCAACCUAUCCGCUAACCUUCCACUGCCGUCAUUCUUCUACCAGAACCAUCACUGGCGAAUUCAUUAUGAUGAUCAAGAGAAGAAACACACGCAGUUCAAGCAUGAAUAUAUUUAUGCCUUCACAUGGGAAGAUACUAGAGUGGACCAUCGCUUGUUGCGAAUUACUUCUGGCGACAAAAUCCUCUGUAUUACCAGUGCAGGAGAUAAUGUUUUGUCUUACGCACUAUCUUCGCCAGCUCGUAUCCAUGCAGUUGAUCUGAAUCCCAAUCAAAACCACCUUCUAGAGCUGAAAGUGGCUGCCUUCAAUGCUCUACCGUAUUCCGAGUUUUUCAGGAUAUUUGGUACUGGAAAAUACUCUGACUUUCGUUCCCUCCUUCUGACAAAAUUAUCACCUCAUAUGUCGUCUAGAGCAUUUCAAUACUGGCUUAACAAUACCCAAGUUUUCGAAUCCAAAUACGGAAAGGGUCUUUACGAAACGGGGUGGGUGUUCCCUAGGUUGAUCUGUAUAAGCUACUAGAAAUGGCAAUACUGACUCCAAUUUUUUGUAGAGGCUCAAGACAUGCCAUCCGUGUCGUUCGACUUCUUGCAACCACUCUCGGAUUCAGCUCUCAGAUCAAAAAGCUUCUCUCUGCCAAAACACUCAACGAGCAACGUGAAAUCUGGUCCAAAAAGAUACGACCUUUGAUCAUGUCCAGAUUACUCUCCCACUUUGUAGUUUCCCAGGAGAAAUUCCUCUGGCUGGCACUAGGUGUUCCCAAGAACCAACUAGCCAUGAUCGAAGCCGACUACCUAGCUUCCGAACCGCUUCCUAGCAAGGCAUCGUCAACAAAUCCUCUUGGACACACAGAAGCUGAACUCAAUUCAUCCAGAGGAAAGGCGAUUUGGGAGUACAUGAUUCAAACUCUGGAUCCCAUGAUAGAAGAGUCUCUAAUCGGCGACGAUAACCCAUACUACCUCGUUUGUCUCCAAGGCUCUUACUCUCAACGUUGUCAUCCGGACUAUCUUAGCCCAAAAGCCCACCAGAAGCUCUCCCGGCCUGGUGCUUUUGACGGCCUCCGUAUCCAUACUGAUGAGAUCAACGAAGUGGUAAACCGUCUCCAAAGAGGAACUCUCACUAUCGCGGUAAUCAUGGACUCCAUGGAUUGGUUUGAUCCCGGAGCCGAUGAAGCAAGUAUCCAGAUCUCAAAUAUCAAUCGCGCUAUGAAACUUGGAGGAAGAGUCCUUUUACGAUCUGCUGCACUGACUCCUUGGUAUAUUUCUACAUUUGAGUCACUUGGAUUUGUGGCCAAGAGGGUUGGUGCAAGAAUUGCAGGGGCUUGUAUUGAUAGGUAUGUAUAAUAAUUCUCUUGUUCAUUAAUGAGGAGAGAAAUUUUGAUAAUGACGAUUCAAGGAUCAAUAUGUAUGCCUCUUGUUAUAUCUUGACGAAAAUCGAAAAUCUACCUCCAGUCAAGGCAAUCGAGCGCGGUGGCUCGGUAGAUCUCGAGGAACUUGAAAUUUGAGAAUGGUUCGCGAUAUCUGAAGUGGAAGAAAGGUCACAGUGAAGGAAGGAGCGAGUUUGUAAUGAUAUCUCUCACAGAGAGUUCU
Molecule: messenger RNA, 3505 nt
Organism: Hymenoscyphus albidus
Lineage: Eukaryota; Fungi; Ascomycota; Leotiomycetes; Helotiales; Helotiaceae
Source: the annotation of a GenBank genome assembly